Molecule: messenger RNA, 2042 nt
Organism: Aricia agestis (brown argus)
Lineage: Eukaryota; Metazoa; Arthropoda; Insecta; Lepidoptera; Lycaenidae
Gene: Atac2
Product: cysteine-rich protein 2-binding protein
Exons: 14
Coding region: 43-2025 (660 amino acids)
Molecular function (GO): acyltransferase activity, transferring groups other than amino-acyl groups
Source: RefSeq, a predicted model, not a curated record
UUUAUGUUUAAUUAAAUUUACACUAUUGAUUUAUACGCAAAUAUGGCAGAACAAUGUAAAUAUUGCAACAAUUUAGAAGAUAAACAACGUUUGCCGGGGUUAGUUUGUGAAAUUUGUAAGAGUUUCGUACAUUUAACUUGUUUACGAAGUCAAAAUACUCCUGGCAACUUUGAGUGCGAUGUAUUCUUUGAAUUUACCUGUGAAGAUUGUGCUCCUGAGAAAACGGAAAUGUUGGUUCGUAACAAAUUCCAGUGGGUGAAUGUAUUGAUCCUGACAAUGAAUCAUCUACAAAACCAGAUGCAAGGCAUCAGCAACCGAGGGUUCUUCCACUACAAGACCCACAUCUGCUCCUUCAUAGACAGACACUGGCUAGUGCUGUUUGGACCUUCUUUUAAAAGAACAAAGAACUGGGUGGGUACAGUGGUGGGUGUGCUCUCCUUGUACAAUAGCCUGUUCUUCCGCUCCGGGUCAUCGGUGCUCGCGGAGCUCGGCUGGUGGAAGCUCAUGCACUCCUUCUCACCCGCUGUUGCUGCACAUAUUGUGCAAGAACUAGGCCCUGACAAACCAAAGAGGGUCCGCAAUCAGAUUUCUUUGGACACAAAACUUUUCAACAGAAAAGUUGAAGAAAUGGGUUACGGUGAUUAUUUUGACAAAGUGAAAUAUAAACUUGAGGAGUACAUGGUUCUGUCUUACGCUGGAUCCAGCACCAUAGAACAGGUCGAAGUAAAAACAGAACCAGUGCCUUACAAGAAGCUCAAACUCGAUACAGAGGACUUAUGUAUAAUGCCUGUGUCCUCAUGUGAAGCCCCAGAGUUUGAUACUAGGACAAAUCAGUCUAUUGAAGAUAUACCAUUGAGAGAUUCGUUAUCAGGAUUUGAAUUCCAUAGAUUAACUGCAGUUCCACCAACUGAAUCAUCUAGUGUUCAUUCGUACCGACCGCACUACGACAGCGACUCCCACAGUUCCCACCCCGAGCCGUCUGAUGAUGAACCGCGGAGGAAGAAGGAGGGAGGGAAAGAGAAGAGUGAAGAAGUCGAAGUGAGAAGAGAAUCGCUGUUCUCCACUCAGCUGAAUAGCGUAGAUUAUCCCUGGGAGGACCCUGAACCGGAGCCGGAGCAGGGCCUGGUGGAGAUGACGGAGUACCAGGAGAUCCAACUGCUUAAGACGGUGGAGGGGCUCAUCCCCCGGGUGAAGGAGCCCUGCAGCCGCGCGGAACUGUACCGCCUGAGAGCCAAGCUGGCGCUGCGCAGGCGGAAGAGGCAUAAGCAUCUGCCGCUGUUUGAUAUUGAUAGAGCGGUUCGUGUGCUGAGCGGGUACGUGACGGAAGGGUCGCGCGCCGCACAAGACGACCGCAUACUCGACAGGUUCCAGAGAUCCUACUUCAUGGACAACCUCUGCGGCACGGUGACCAGCACGGUGUACGGGCCACUACUGCUGCCGCGGACUGAGGCUGCGCCCCUGCGCUCGGCCUUCUCGGGGGCGGUGCUGAAGCCCUACAUCCGCCGGGACGCCGUCACCAGACCCAUGUGGAUAAAGGUCUUGGAUGAGAUCGUUGAGAAGACCAAGGGUGUCCGCGUGUGUCGUCCGCCGCUAGACUACUGCUACGUGCAGCCGCAUCACAUUCCAGCCGUCAACGCGCUCUGUGCGCAGUUCUUCUGGCCCGGGAUAGACCUGACAGAAGCGCUGCAGUACCCAGAAUUCAGCUGCGUAUGUUCUCUGGGGCGGCUGGUUGUGGGCUGCGCGUUCCUCGUGCCGGUCAGCGCCGCCGCCGCAUACAUCUCCUUCGUGCUGGUGCGACCCGAGUACCGCGGCGCCGGCAUAGCGACUUUCAUGCUGUAUCAUCUGUUGCAGACAUGUGCAGGCAGAGAUGUAACUCUACAUGUGUCACCCACAAACCCUGCCAUCUUCCUCUAUCAGAAGUUUGGUUUUAAAGUGGAGGAGCUGGUGCAGGACUUCUACGAGAAAUACUACGACAUCGAUUACAAGGGGUGUCGGCACGCGCUGUUUUUGAGAUUGACGAGAUGAAUAAAUGUUCCAAAGAU